CUGAUUUCUUCUCUCGCAUUGACCCACCAAAGGACGAUCGGCGGUCUUAUGGCAUUUGUGAGCUUCAUAGCGUUCCUUAUAUUGACAAACACAUUUCUUCGAGGAGUUUAUGCAAACAAUGCUUCCUGUUCAGAUGCUGUACCAUCUUGUAAUACAAACACAGACUAUUUUGUGUAUAAGCUUUCGUUUCCUUAUCUAGUUGACUAUGUGUCGGUGCAAUAUGAGAACAUUUCGAUUCGUCUCAAUAUAUCUAUUCCGGAUCUGCAAAAUUUUUCAUAUACACUGGUUCGCUGUGGUUGUGAACAUUUAUUGAAUAGCACAGGAAACGAGACUGUUAUUCCAGUGCCACCAAGAUCACUGGGUGGAAUAUCUACAACAGAAAUUCCUUUUAUUCAACAACUUGGUGGCCUUCACUUACUGAAAGUUUUCUAUGAAGGACAGUACGCGUACAAUGAACAACUGUUGAUGAGACUGAAAACCAACUUGACCUAUAACGUUCAGCACUUUGCUGAUUUUAUCAAUACUUCUGUAGUUGCUUCUCCACCCAAUCUCACUUUUGUAGAUACAUACAGUGUCAGUGAAUUUGCUAACCGUACAGAAAACAAACUCAAGUAUUUUGUUACUCCUGGCAUAGUUGUCAAAAGUGCAAUGGCAAGGGCAGAACUCUAUAAGUUGUAUGGAUUGAUACUUGAUGUGCCGGAAUUGGCCGAUGAAUUGGCACAAUCUAUUAUUCAGAGCUAUUUAGAUACAAAGGCAAUGGUCUCAAGUCAUGCUACAAAAUGGCCAUCUGUCCUUAUUGACGGGUAUUUCGAUGGCCUUUGGAGUCUCGACUCUGGUGAUUCAUAUGAAGCAUCGUUUCUAAGAGAUGCACAUGCCGCAUAUCGCUAUGCAAACUCUUCCUCUUCUCCAAGUCUAACUUUAAGUGAAGUAGUAGAGAACUUUCGUGGUGCAGACUAUUGGAUCAAUUUGGACUUAGCCUCCCCAGUCUAUAGUCUGUCUGAGUUGAUUAAGUCUUACAAUCAACAAAAUGAAUCUAGUGUAUCUUCCAGUGUUGAAAAAUUAGCUGCGUUUCAGUGUGGACAAGUUUGGUCCAAUGCAAAAAGAUAUCGUGGACAAUCGAAUGACUAUUAUGAACUGGGAAGUGCAAGACCGGACUGGAUAUUGAAAGACUUGGUGAAGAUCUUUCAUCCGGAAUUAGAGACAAACCAUUCUUUUGUAUUUUAUUAUCAAUUGGCAAACAAUGACUCGUCCUUGAACCUUCAUUGUCCUUAUCAUAAUCUAUCGACAAGUCCACCUAGUGGUCGACAGUUUGUUAUCCUUCAUGUCUCUGUGAACAAUUCUAUGUUUCCGAUCCAAAAUGCACUCAACCUUUCCAUAUUUCCUAUGAUUGCUUCGCUUUAUGGUAUUUCGUCUAGUGACAUACAAGUUCAUUUUCUGAGUCCUGGAGAGACUGGUUCUUCAAAUACUCUGAUGUACAUCAAGUUAUCCAUUCCUUCUAAUAAUGUGAGCAGUGUUCUUUCUACUUCUCACUUUCAUUUUCCUGGUUCUUUUGAAACCACCUUGAAAAACAACAACGUAACUGCUUAUGUUACCAGCAUGGACGUUACUACUACUGCUCCUGUGAGUGUCAGUAGUGGAUUGAGUGGCGGUGAUAUUGCAGGUAUCGUAAUUGGCUCCGUAUUUGGUUUCUGCUUGGUAGUAGGUGUCGUAGUCUUUGCCUACUGGUAUGGCCAUCGCAGAGCCUACAAACGUAUAGAAGGCUCCACUGACAUUCCAGGGGCUUCCGCCGGUUGAAGAAAAGAAUGGCGCGUUUGAAUUGGAUAAUUCCAAUCUUUUUAUUUCUAAAGUGUUUGUCAGUAAAGUUGAGGUUCAAUUG
This is a messenger RNA of Galdieria sulphuraria, 1876 nucleotides long. RefSeq names its product ABC transporter, iron complex transport, substrate-binding protein. The record is from RefSeq and is a predicted model, not a curated record. The transcript is spliced from 3 exons. Bases 49 to 1794 code for a protein of 581 amino acids. Lineage: Eukaryota; Rhodophyta; Bangiophyceae; Galdieriales; Galdieriaceae.